AAGCCGCCAUUGCUGGAAGGGUUUGCGACUGAAAAGUCAUCGUUCUCACCAAACUUGCAUUAAUUACUGUUCUCAUUUCUUCAAAUAUCAAGGAAUCCUCGAAAACCCUACUGCUUUCUUCUCCCAAAGAAUAACGCUUUUGCUGCUCAGCUCACGAAGAUCGCCUCCUCUCUUCGUUGAUCAUAUUUCUUAUUAUUAACUUUGGAAGGGGUUUUGUUGGUUGAUUACACUGCAAGAUGGAGGCGGCAGCGGGAUCGGGGAUGCUUUCCCAAAUCAAUUGCAAUCAGAACCCUAAGUUGUUGCGUAGGGUACCUAAGUUUGCACCAUCCUUUGUUAAAUCCGAAAUCACCGGGAAAUCUAAUUCAAAUCAGAAUGGGAAUACUGGUGCUGGUAGGCUUUCGAUCAGUCAAUCAGCCUUCCAAAGGUACAUGAUUGGGCGGACUUUUUGCUCGGCUGGAGCAUGCAUGUUUCCUGUGGAUGCUAUCGAUUCACAUCCACAGACAAAAGAGGAGAAAAUAGGCGUGAUGCUUUUGAAUCUUGGAGGGCCCGACACACUCCAUGAUGUUCAACCAUUCUUGUACAACCUUUUUGCCGAUCCGGACAUCAUUCGCCUUCCGAGAUUGUUCAAGUUCCUCCAGCGACCCUUAGCAAAGCUAAUUUCAGUGCUUCGAGCUCCCAAGAGUAAGGAAGGUUAUGCUGCCAUUGGAGGUGGUUCCCCUCUACGUAAAAUAACCGAUGAACAGGCAAAUGCAUUAAAAUCAGCUCUCGAAACUAAGGAAGUCAAUGCUAAUGUCUACGUGGCAAUGCGGUAUUGGCACCCUUUCACUGAGGAUGCAGUUCAUCAGAUUAAGAGAGAGAGAAUCACAAGGCUAGUUGUCCUGCCACUCUACCCUCAAUAUUCUAUCUCAACAACCGGAUCAAGUCUUCGUGUUAUUCAAGACAUGUUUAUGCGCGACCCAUACUUGUCCAGACUACCUGUGGCCAUCAUACAGUCAUGGUAUCAACGACAAGGUUAUAUCAUGUCUAUGGCCGACUUAAUUGAAAAGGAGUUGCAAACUUUCCCAAACCCCGAAGAGGCGAUGAUAUUCUUCAGCGCCCACGGGGUGCCAGUUAGUUACGUUGAGGAGGCAGGUGAUCCAUAUAAGGAUCAGAUGGAAGAGUGUAUUUUCUUGAUAAUGCAGGAACUUGAAUCUAGAGGAAUUAAUAAUGAUCAUACUUUGGCUUUUCAGAGUCGCGUAGGACCUGUGCAAUGGUUAAAGCCGUACACUGAUGAAGUCCUGGUGGAGCUCGGCCGACAGGGUGUGAAGUCUCUCCUCGCAGUUCCAGUGAGCUUUGUAAGCGAGCACAUAGAAACACUUGAGGAGAUCGACAUGGAAUACAAAGAACUGGCUAUUGAAUCCGGGAUUGUCAAUUGGGGGCGCGUCCCUGCUCUCAACUGCACACCAUCGUUUAUUGAUGAUCUUGCAGAUGCAGUCACUGAAGCGCUGCCUAAGGCUACGGCACUAUCAGCUACAACUACGCCUAGUGCUGCCUCGGAGGAAACUGAAACUGAUACUGACAUGCUCGGAUAUGUUGUCAAGAUGCUGUUCGGUUCGCUCCUUGCUUUCAUUUUGCUGUUGUCGCCUAAGGUGAUCAUGGCUUUCAGGAACUUCGUUGUGUAGGAAAACAGGCCAGGCCGAGGAUCGUAUGGUUUUUGUGGUGCGGAGAACUAUACAAAUAAUAGGAUGAUGCUUCCUAACCUUACAUAUGGUGAAAUUUACAGAAUACUUUUGAUGCAUCUGGGCUUUUGAUUACACUAGUCUUUCUACAGAGAUAUGUGACAAUGUAAGAGGGGAUUGAUAAUUUGGUGAUUGCUUAUUGCUUAUUGCAGCCAUCCUUUUUGUGCA
Messenger RNA from Andrographis paniculata, 1886 nucleotides. RefSeq names its product ferrochelatase-2, chloroplastic. NCBI's taxonomy places the organism in Eukaryota, Viridiplantae, Streptophyta, Magnoliopsida, Lamiales, Acanthaceae. Gene Ontology annotation, biological process: heme biosynthetic process. The record is from RefSeq and is a predicted model, not a curated record. Gene Ontology annotation, molecular function: protoporphyrin ferrochelatase activity. The transcript is spliced from 9 exons. The coding region runs from base 237 to 1661 and encodes 474 amino acids.